This is a messenger RNA of Suillus subalutaceus, 537 nucleotides long. RefSeq lists its product as uncharacterized. The record is from RefSeq and is a predicted model, not a curated record. Lineage: Eukaryota; Fungi; Basidiomycota; Agaricomycetes; Boletales; Suillaceae. The transcript is spliced from 2 exons. The annotation marks the transcript as partial.
AAGACGCCAAAAUCCCGCUUCUGGGCCACCUACACACGGGAAGCUACGGAUUAUGACGGAGAGUUUCUUGAAAAGUAUCAGUCAGACAUGGAUAUCGUCCUCAUAUUCGCCGGUCUGUUUUCAGCCGUCAAUACGUCGUUUAUUGUAAACAUGCAGGCGAACCUCAACCCUGAUCCAAUGGGCACUACGAAUGCAUUGCUUGGAAUGCUGCUCCAGACUGCCAACUCCUCCUUUAUCUCACAGUCUGGUCUACCCUACGCGCAGUGGCAGGGACCUAGUGCCACAGUAAUCUGGGUCCAGUCGUUGACUUACGCCAGUCUUUGCGCAAGCCUACUUGCCGCCCUUGGAGCCGUGCUAGGGAAGCAAUGGUUGAGCAACUUCAAACGCUCUAGCCGUGGUACCGUUGACGAUCGGGGCCGACAAAGGCAGAUGAAACUCGAUGGUCUUCGGACUUGGCAUUUCGAUGCUGUGUUGCAGUUCUUGCCCUCGCUCUUGCAGAUCUCUCUCCUCCUUUUUUGGGGUCGCACUGUCCGCUAG